CAGGGCAAUUUGAACUUUUUACCAAAACGCAUCUAGAUCAACAGCAUCAUGGCGUCCUUCAAUCCGACUCAGAUCUUUGAUGAUGGUACGACCGAGGAGAAGGGCGAGAAUGCUCGUCUCUCCGCCUUCGUUGGGGCUAUUGCGGUUGGGGACUUAGUCAAGAGCACUCUGGGACCUAAGGGUAUGGAUAAGAUCUUACAAAGUGCUUCGACUGGAGAGAUAAUGGUCACGAACGACGGAGCUACCAUCCUCAAAUCCAUCGCCCUCGACAACGCCGCAGCUAAAGUCCUUGUAAACAUCUCCAAGGUUCAAGACGAUGAAGUUGGAGACGGAACCACAUCUGUCACAGUCUUGGCAGCAGAGCUGCUCAGAGAAGCAGAGAAGCUGGUCGACAAGAAGAUCCACCCCCAGACGAUUAUUGAAGGCUACAGAAUAGCGAGUCAGGCUGCGCUGGCAGCUCUGGAGAAAUCUGCGGUGGAUCACAGCCAAAAUUUGGAUGCUUUCAAGAAAGAUCUCUUGGCCAUAGCACGGACGACCCUGAGCUCUAAGGUGUUGUCGCAGGAUCGAAAUCACUUUGCGGAGCUGGCAUGCGAGGCCGUGUUGCGGAUGAAGGGUUCCUCAGAUCUCAGCCAUAUCCAAAUCAUCAAGAAAGCUGGCGGAAAGCUCAACGACUCGUACCUUGAUGAAGGCUUUAUCCUUGACAAGAAGAUCGGCGUCAACCAACCUAAGCGGUUAGAGAAGGCUAAGAUUCUUGUGGCAAACACAGCAAUGGACACCGACAAGAUCAAGAUCUUUGGCGCUCGAGUCAAGGUCGGUUCUACAGGCAAGCUGGCCGAGCUGGAGAAGGCAGAGAAAGAGAAGAUGAAGGCCAAAGUGGAUAAGAUCAAGGCCCACGGCAUAAACUGUUUCAUUAAUCGCCAACUAAUCUACAACUGGCCCGAGCAACUAUUCGCAGACGCAGGCAUCAUGUCGAUCGAGCAUGCUGAUUUCGAUGGCAUUGAACGCCUAGCUCUCGUCACUGGUGGUGAGAUCACCUCAACCUUCGACCACCCAGAGCAAGUCAAGCUCGGCCACUGUGAUCUCAUUGAGGAAGUCAUCAUUGGCGAAGACACCCUUAUCAAAUUCUCAGGAGUAGCGGCAGGUCAGGCAUGCACCAUUGUUUUGCGAGGAGCAACCGAACAACUCCUCGACGAGGCAGAGCGGUCCCUCCAUGAUGCGCUCGCCGUCCUCUCCCAAACCGUCAAAGAGCCCCGCACAACCCUUGGUGGCGGCUGUGCCGAGAUGCUGAUGGCAAAGGCGGUUGAAGGCGCAGCCCUCAAAGUUGACGGCAAGAAGCAAAUCGCAGUCUCUUCUUUCGCGACAGCUUUAAGGCAGUUACCUACGAUAUUGGCGGAUAAUGCAGGGUAUGAUUCCAGUGAUCUUGUGGCGAAGCUGAGGACGGCAAUCUACGAUGGGAUGACGACGUACGGGUUGGAUUUAUUGACUCCCGGUGGUGGGAUUGCGGAUAUGAGGGAACUGGGUGUAGUUGAGAGUUAUAAAUUGAAGAGGGCAGUGGUCAGUUCGGCGAGUGAGGCUGCAGAGUUGCUGUUGAGAGUGGAUAAUAUCAUCAGAAGCGCACCACGGAAACGCGAGAGGUGA
Amorphotheca resinae ATCC 22711 is the source of this 1638-nucleotide messenger RNA. RefSeq lists its product as hypothetical. The transcript has 3 exons. Gene Ontology annotation, molecular function: ATP-dependent protein folding chaperone; ATP hydrolysis activity; ATP binding. Bases 49 to 1638 code for a protein of 529 amino acids. Gene Ontology annotation, biological process: protein folding. Gene Ontology annotation, cellular component: chaperonin-containing T-complex; cytosol. Lineage: Eukaryota; Fungi; Ascomycota; Leotiomycetes; Helotiales; Amorphothecaceae. The record is from RefSeq and is a predicted model, not a curated record.